AUGAUGGCUACAGGUAGUAGGUGUCCAGCCAAGCUGCAAGCCCUUCGCUGCUGCUUCGCUUUUGGAAAGGCAUAUCGGCAGGAUGAUGCCAGCACGUCGGAUCAGGAGGAGUCCUUAGAUGAUGUCAGUACAGCUGCCAGCACGCCGAACGAAGUGUCGGAGGCUGACGGGAAUGCAGUGAUGUCGGCAGGUUCUCAGUCGCCCUCAAGUCACCGCCCCUCGUUGGAGCUGCAGCCUUCCGAGGUGACUGUAACGUCGGGUGAGAGCGGCGGCGCAGCACUGGUGACUCACGACUGGUGGUGCGAUGUGGAUGCCAAAGCGGCCACCGAUGCCGGGCUGACCACGGCCAGCAACUUGGUUGCAGCCCGUGUGAUUCAUGAGGAGGACCCAAAAGUUCUCUCAGAUCCUUUGGCGACGCUCCAGCUUUACGAAGAGAUGUUAGAGCCGAGGACUUGGAAGAGGACUGACUAUGUGGCAGUUUGGCUGGGCAUGGGCCCACGAUGGUUGGUCUACUUAUGUGAAGCCACGGGAGAUGCGCUGCGGGACUCAUUGGAGUCAGGCGCUGCCCUGAAGCAGAGGGUCAAGUUGAUUCUUCGCCCCGUCAAGGUGCGGUUGCCGUUUCCCAGCAGUCCGCCCAAAGAUGCGGAGUUUGUUGGUCCAUACUUUGGCGAUGGGGCAACGAUGGAUGAGGCGAUGCUAAGCCAGUCAGGGUCACAAAUCUAUGGCCUUCGUGUGAAUCUCUAUGGCAACUGGCUGGUCAAGUUGGGCCUGCAACACAUCGGAUUGCAGUCUGGAAAUUGCCUAGAUUUGCUGGUCAUUGAUUGGCCUUCCAGGCUGCUAUUGGCCUCAAUCAGGCUGACCAUUACACAGGCUUUCAAGGACCAGCGCGAUACCAUGCCGCAGCCACUGGACGGUCGCUUGCGGCACGAGGCACGAGGACUUGAGAUGAAGCACCAAGCUGCCUGGGUGCUUCUGACCCCAGACCUGGUUUGUAAAAAGGCACUGAUGCCCCCUGGAGCAAAGAAAGAAGAUAAAGGGACCGAAGCUGAAAAAUUCGAUGGGCUGCCCAUCUGUUCGUCACCCGGUGUCGACGCGGGUCCAGGGCAGCAGUUGCUGCCCGCUGCCACAAACCUGCACAGACUCGGUGACAUCCCUGAAGCCCCGAACCUGCAAAGUGAGCACUGUGUGCGACCCGAAGAGAAGCAAAGUCGACCAAAACAGGGCAACAUUUCGGACCCGUCGGGCCAAGAUUGGUAUUCAUCCGCAGGUUGGAGCAGGGGUUGGCCCGGCGACAGCCGCGACAGCCCAGAGGUCCCAGAGAUCCCGGAGGUCUCCGUCCCCGUCCUGCGCCAGCGAGGUGGUGAACCGGCUCCGCGACGGCUGGAAACCACCAGCAUACAUGCAGGCCAGAGCGAAAGCCCAGCUUUGCGAUUCCAAACAGGUGGUUCCACCAGCCUUUUUCUUCGUGCAGGUCGGCGGGGCGAGAGCCCUUUGGAAUCCCAGCCGCUGACCGAGCGAUGUGAGCUACGAAGAGGCAGCUCCACGGACAGCCGCUGUGUGCGAACAGGUUCGGUGCCAGUGGCCUCGACAAGCCGCCUUUCUGUGAAUGCUCCCGGCAUCGCCAACAACAUCCUCAAUGGCCGAGGCUCUCAUCGUAGAAGCCAAACAGCCCUACGAAGUGGUGGAGGGCAGUCAGGACAAGGUGGCCAUGAAAAGUUGGCGCCCAGCAGUUGGACUCCCACCGCCGGCUCAAAGGGCUCAAAGGGCUCGAAAGGCCAGGGAAAGGCCCCAGUUGGUGACGGCAGAGGGCGACGCGAACCAAGCGAGCAGAGAGAAAGGCCUUCUGAGUCGGUGCCAUAUUCUGAGAAGAAGUGGAUCAGAAGCGAUGGGACGGAAGUUGAUGUGCAUGGCAAGAUCAUGGAGUUGGAAAGUGCGCACGAUUUGCUGGACAUUGCGGGGGAGUUCGUGAACGAGUUUGCAGUCUUUCACGCGUCAGCUGCAUUGCACCGAAUUGCCAAAGCAAAUAAUCACUAUGAGGUGAAAGGGGACGAGCGUUUGCGUCUUCUGGCGUCCAAAGCCACACGUGAGCUGGUGAAGUGGGACAAGCUCAAGAAACCUCAGACCAUGUCCAAAAUCAUUUGGGCAAUGGCCAAACUUGAGCUGAAGCUUGACAAACUUGUGUCGCAGGUCUCAGACGAAGCUUUGCAAAGGUUGCCGGAGUUUGAACCGCAACAGCUGGUCAACAUGAUGUGGGCCUACGCGACGUUGCGGACACAAGAGCCUCCCUUGCGGCAGCUGGGUGCUUUGCAGGGUCGCUUGAAUGCCUUGGCGCCCCUGGGCCGCGCCAACCUAGCCUGGUCCGUGGCAAAGUUGAUGGUUAGAUCCUGGCCCAUUGAAGAGCUGGUGACUGAAUGUCGGCACGCUGUGCCAGAGAUGAAUGGUCAAAACCUGGCGAACACCAGUUGGGCCUUCGCAACGCUGCGCGUUGCGGAUGAAGACUUCUUCGACGCGGUGGCAAAGGCGGUGAAAGCUCAGUGCCAUGACUUCGCCCAACAGAAUCUCAGUAACACUGCCUGGGCGUUCGCCAAAGUUCAGAUCAAAAGGCCAGAGAUGAUGUCGGCCAUCUCCCAGAGCGUGCAGCGCUUGGGCAAGAUGCCGGCGCAGGGUGUGGCCAACACGGUUUGGGCCUUCGCGACGCUGAACAUCCGUGAUGAGCCGUUGAUGUCCUCCAUGCGGCAGAUCUUGAUGCAGGGCAUGGGCAAGUUUCAGCUGCAAAAUGUCAUGAAUUCAACGUGGGCCUACGCCAAGUUGACGUGUGCAGAUUCGGAGCUCAUGGCCCAGUUCACCAGCGAACUGAUGGCUCGACGCUCCAGCUUGGCUGCUGGAGAUCUCACGGUGGCAGCUUGGUGCUUUGCCAGUGCUGACCAUUGCGACCCGCAGGUCUUGAAGAAGCUGACGUACGACAUUUUGCAGCAGGUGCGCCACAUGACACACCAGGACUUGUCGAACCUAGCCUGGGCACUGGCCAGGCUGAGCCGUGAAGCAGGACAGAUCUUUGAGGCCAUCUCGCAACAAGUCAUCCAAAACCUGCCUCAGUUCGAACCACAGAAUUUGGCCAUCACGGCUUGGGCCUUUGCCACGGUGAGCCAUGAGGACGAUACUUUGUUCCAGGCCAUCGGGAAAGAGGCCAGGAAAAAAGUGAGACGAUUUGAUCCGCAAUGUUGUGCCAACGUGCUCUACUCCUUUGGUCGGAUGGCAGUCAAGGAUGAAGAACUGCUGGAUCUCCUUGUGGAGCGCUUGCGGCACAGCGUGGAUCGCUUCAAGACCUUGGAGUUGUGCAACGCUGCCUGGGGCAUCUCCAAGAUGAAGAAAGCUGAGAGAGGGAUGCAGGCGAUUGCCAGCAGCGUGGUCGCGAAGGUGAAGGAGAUGAAUCCACAGGACCUGUCGCGCACUGCUUGGGCUUUCGCAAACGCGCGGAUCAAACAUGAGAAGUUGAUGGAUGAGAUCUCCUGGGAGGUCAUGGCGAAGAUUGAGAGUUUCGGCAACCAGGACCUCUCGAACACCUCCUGGGCCUUUGCCAAAUUGGCCGUCUCCAAUGCCAUGAUGAUGACUGCCAUCGGCAAGAAGUUGAUGACAAUGGUCAAGGAGCUGAUUCCCCAAGACUUGGCCAACACGGCCUGGGCCUUCGCCACCUUGGGGCUGCCUGAGAGCAACUUGAUGGACCAGAUCUUGUUGGAGGUGAUUUCCAAAGUCAACGACUUCACCACGCAGAACCUGGCCAACACUGCCUGGGCUUAUGCCAAGCUGGGCCUUUGGAAUGAGCGUUUGAUGCAGACGUUGGCGAAUGCGAUUCACCGGAAGAUCUGGGACUUUGACAGUCAGGGCUUGGCGAAUGUGGCUUGGUCCUUCGCAGUCUUGGGCUUCAAAUGCCCAAAGUUGUCAGAUGCCAUCCUGGCUGCAGCCAAAGUGAAGAUCGAAGCAGACGACUUUGGAGCACAGGAGUUGGCGAACAUCGCCUGGUCCUGGGAUGUCCUGGGAGAUGAGGAGCGCUUGAGACCGUUCCUGGAGAUGGCCAUCCCGCGCUUCACGGCCAUUGAUGGCUUCUCUGAUGCAGCCGCUAGCACGGACCUGGCCAACAUUGCGGUGAAGUACCAGAGCAGAGGCAGCAGGAAGUUGGACCAUGAGUUCCGGACGCGUUUCUUUGAGCCUCUGCUGGCUGCAUUGCAGAAAUGUGCACGCCCAGGUCGCAAUGGACAUGAAGUGGAACACAUGGAGUCGGAGGUCCAGCGGAUAGGACUCACCAAUUUCGGCUACAUGUAUGCUCGGGAGGCAUUUCGAGAACUAGGUUUCCAGAGCCGGCUCCACAACGAGGCGGCGCCGCAGUGGGUGGCCCACGCGCGGCUGCUGGCGCGGAAGCACACGGAGGAGUGGCGCAUUCCGGGAACCGAAAACAUCGUGGCCGUGGUUUCCUACGAAUUGCACUACCGUGGUCAGGUUCUUCGACAGGAGCCAAAGGUGGUGACCAAUGGCUGGGCAGAGGGCGUGCACAAUGAGGUGAAGGCCAUGCUGCGCGCCGUGGAUGCCCGUGGCUGGUCCUGUGAAUCCUACUCGCAGCGAGUGGCGCUGCUAGAGCUGUUGGAGGCAGCCCGAAGCCAAUUCGGAGAUGGCUGUGUGCCCGAACUCUCUGGAUGGCUUCGCAUCUACGACUCUCAUCACACCAGUGUGACAGGCCUUGCCAUUUUCUGCCAGUUCCGACGACAGGCUCCUCAGGUUGACAUUGAGUUGGACUACGAUGGCGGCUGGCACACGUGGGCUGGCAAGCCUCGCCCGUUAACGACGCUUUCCAGCGAGGAGAGCCUUCACUACUACAGCUGA
Molecule: messenger RNA, 4875 nt
Organism: Cladocopium goreaui
Lineage: Eukaryota; Dinophyceae; Suessiales; Symbiodiniaceae
Source: the annotation of a GenBank genome assembly